Messenger RNA from Guillardia theta CCMP2712, 1152 nucleotides. RefSeq lists its product as hypothetical. Bases 1 to 1152 code for a protein of 383 amino acids. The record is from RefSeq and is a predicted model, not a curated record. NCBI's taxonomy places the organism in Eukaryota, Cryptophyceae, Pyrenomonadales, Geminigeraceae. The transcript has a single exon.
AUGCUUACUAGGGAAAAUAUGGCGCUGAAAGAGUUGUUGCCAAACGUAGACAGAAUUUUGAACUUGACGUUCGAAGACAUUUGGAAAGCCAAUUAUCCCAAUGAUAAGUGCCCCAUGAAUGUCGAAGAUAUCCCCAAGGAGUUCGAGUAUCGGAAGGAAAAAAUUCUCAAAGACAUUUUCUCCGAGGUUGGGUCAUUAUCUGCUUUGUUGUCAAAAGGUAUUCGUCAGAUGUCUGGGCUUAAUGGCUCUAGUCAGGCUGGAAAGGCAUUCGGCCAUCUUUCCACGUUGAGGCAAAAUCCGGAUUCAUUGUUUCAUUUCGAAAAUUUUUUGACAGGAUAUGCUCACGCAAUUGCACCGAAUUUGGACAGCCGUUGUGAGAGAAAUCGCAAAGUCAAAAAAGCCAUCCAGAGCUUGUAUGAUGCAAUAGCUCCCAACGUGGAUGAAGUUGGUCUCUUGACUAUGGGUCAACAGCUGACACACAAAUCUUUGAAAUUCGUUCAUGACAUGAUGAAAAAAUGCGGAGUCAAAAUAUUUGGAAGUACAUCUUCUAUCAGUACUUCGAGAGCCAAGCAGAAGAAGCUUGUGACUGACAUGGUGGACGGAAUCAAUGAACUUCCUGGCGGACAUGGUGCUUCCAUUCUCAAAUUGCUCGAACUGUUGUUCAUGAAGCUUGCGCGAGAAGAUCCAAACAUGUACCUUGUAGAAUCCUUGGUGCUUUCCCUCUGUUUCGAUAGCACGAGAUUGGGAUCAUCAGCUCAGUCAGGUACAGAACAGACAGAGUUUGCAAUGAAUCUCAUAGCUGUGUGGAACAAGGCGGUUGACGUUGCAAACUCUAUGUUUGACCAGGAGACCAGAAUGAAUUCGCCUGCUUCAUAUAUCUCUUUCUUGUUGUUGUACCUGAAGGACACUAUCGAGAAUAUUGACAAGAAUCUGUGGAAUGUCUAUGGUUUUGAUUUGAAAAGCAUCUUGAAGGAUCUGUUUGUCACUUGUGAGAACGGAGAGAUCAAGAAAAUCAAAGCUGGACUUCACUUCUACAAGGACAAAGAUGGGGUUUUGAACUGCAUUGGGGGACGUGAUAGAACAGCCAGUGAUCCGAAUUCCACACCUGAUCUCGUCAUUGAAAUAAAAAAUAUUUGGCCUACCCCACCUUAA